AUGAAUCCGUCAACAUCGACUACAUCUUCUGGUAAAGGUGGUGCUGGUCCAUUGUACCGCAUACCACCCUACUAUUAUAUUCAUGUUUUGGAUCAGAAUACAAACGUCACACGACUUGAAGUUGGUCCUAAAACAUUCAUUAAACAAGACAAUGAAACAGUUACGGUCGGACCAGAAAAAAUGAUUACAGUACCGCCGCGUCACUAUUGCGUCGUUGAAUCACCUGUCAUACGCAAUGACGCAGGACAAGUUCAAUUCGAUGCUAAUGGUCAAGCUAAACUUGUUCAUGCUGAUUUGGAUAUUCGUCUUACACAAACUGAUCAAGCACCGUUUCCACUUUAUCCAGGCGAAGUUCUUCGUCAGCCAGUUACGCCACUUAAAGUCGUGCCAGCUAAUUCAGCUUUACGCUUAAAGGCUGUACUCGACUUCGACGAUGAUACAGCAAAAGAACAGCGUCGCGCUGGUGAUGAAUGGCUAUUUGAAGGACCAGGCACUUACAUUCCACGAAAAGAAGUUAGUGUAGAAGAACAAAUUCGUGCCACGGUCAUUAACUCGAAUCAAGCGAUUCGAUUGUGUGCUAAAAAAGAAAUCAUCGAUCGAACAGGUCAACGACGUGUCACCGGCGAAGAAUGGCUAAUAAAAAAAACCGGUGCUUAUCUACCACUUGCCUAUGAAACUGUUAUGUCGGUUGAAAAUGCUCAUGUAUUAACAGAUAAAAAAGCAUUACAUCUUCGUGCUCUGAAAACAUUUACGGAUGAUUUUGGUAAAAAUCGUAUGAAUGGAGAAGAAUGGCUUGUAACUCUCAAAGAUACUGAAAGUCAUACACUCAAUGUUUAUGAAGAGUUAGUGGCUUUAGUUGGUGUAAUAACACUUAAUUCACGGCAAUAUUGCGUUGUUCUUGAUCCAGUUCAAGACGGAAAACCGCAAUUGGGAAAAAAGAGACUUAUUGUUGGUGAAAAAUCAUUCUUUCUUCAACCGGGUGAAAAACUUGAAAAUGGUAUUCAAGAUGUGUAUAUAUUGGGUGAAGAUGAAGGUGUUAUUCUUAAAUGUAUCGAAGCAUUUACCGAUGAACAAGCUUGUGUUGAAAGAAAUCCCGGUGACAGAUGGAUGAUUCGCGGGCCAAAUGAAUAUAUUCCUCCGACACAAGUUGAAGUUGUUACACGUCGGAAAGCAAUGCCUUUAGAUGAAAACGAAGGUAUCUAUGUUCGUGAUAUCAAAACCGGUCGUGUACGAGCUGUUGUUGGUGAAACUUAUAUGCUCACACAAAAUGAAGAACUCUGGCAAAAGGAAUUACCUAAACAAGUUGAAGAAUUACUUUCUCGUGACCCGCUAGCCGAACGAAAUGUUCCAACACGUAAUCAAGGUGCAGAUAAAACUCAACAACAAGCAACUACGACAACACAAACAAGUUCAAAAGCAAGCGCAACUCAACGUGAUAAAUCGAAAUUAGUUGCGUAUCGUGUGCCACACAAUGCCGCUGUACAGAUUUAUGAUUAUAAGGCUAAAAAAGCACGUAUUAUCUUUGGUCCUGAACUUGUUAUGCUUGGCCCAGAAGAACAUUUUACAUUACUUUCAUUGAGUGGUUCUGUACCAAAAAAACCAAACCAAAUUCAAACACUCUGUUUACUUCUUGGUCCUGAUUUCUUUACCGAUGUUAUUGUUAUUGAAACAGCCGAUCAUGCUCGUCUUUCACUUCAAUUAUCUUACAACUGGCAUUUCAAUGUUAACGACACUAAAGAUGAAAAAGAAGCUGCUAAACUUUUUUCAGUACCCGAUUUUGUUGGCGAUGCAGCUAAAGCUAUUGCAUCGCGUAUUCGAGGUGCUGUUGCUGGAACUCAAUUCGAUGAUUUCCAUAAGAAUUCAGCUCAUAUUAUUCGUGCAGCUGUAUUUGGCCUUGAUGCGAAUCAACGUACACGAGAUGAAUUCAUUUUCCCGCAAAAUAAUCUCGUUAUUACAUCGAUUGAUAUUCAAAGUGUCGAACCUGUUGAUCAACGAACACGUGAUGCACUUCAGAAGAGUGUUCAAUUAGCUAUUGAAAUUACAACAAAUUCACAAGAAGCUGCAGCUAAACAUGAAGCGUCCCGUCGAGAACAAGAAGCGAAAGGUUUACUCGAACGUCAACGCAUAAAAGAUGAAGCUGAAGCUGAAGAAGUUCGACGACAACUUCUUGAAUUACAAGCUGAAUCAGCUGCUGUUGAAGUCAGCGGUCAUGCUAAAGCUGAAGCACAAAGUCGAGCUGAAUCAGCUCUCAUUGAAGGCAAAGCUGCCGUUGAACAAGCUCGUCUCAAAGCCGAUGCGACACGUAUUGAAGCGGAGGCUGAAUUGGAACGUUUGAAAUUAGCACGCGAAGCUGAAAUCAAAUAUUUACGUGAACAAAAUGAAUUAGAAAUCACGAAAAAAGCUGAAAUGUCAAGAAUUGAAACCGAUAAAUUCAAAUUGCAAGUUGAAUCGAUUGGCGCAUCAACCAUACAAGCUAUUGCUACGUCUGGUCCAGAUACACAAGUUAAACUUUUACAAGCACUUGGUCUUCAAUCAAUGUUGGUUACCGAUGGCCAUUCACCAAUCAAUCUUAUGGGAUUCGGACAAGGUCUUCUAGGCGGUAUGACCGGAAAUACGAAUCAAAAACCACGUACAUUGACUGCAGCUUCGAGCAAUUACCAUGUCGACGAACAUGAAUAG
Molecule: messenger RNA, 2679 nt
Organism: Rotaria socialis
Lineage: Eukaryota; Metazoa; Rotifera; Eurotatoria; Philodinida; Philodinidae
Source: the annotation of a GenBank genome assembly